AUGGCCACCGAGGACGCCCUGCCCACGCUGCCCCAGCGCCCAGAGGUCGCUCGCGAGCUCACCGACCUCUCCCUGGACGAGAAGCUCGACGAGAAGCACGAUGGCAGUAUCAACAAGGAGACUUUCGACCCCGAGACGUUCGACAGCGUCCCGGACCGCGGGCGCGUCGUCACCACCGGUCGCGACGUCUCGCACUACGUCGUUGACUUGCGCGAUGACGGCGAUCCUGCGCUUACCUUUCGAUCCCUCGUACUCGGUACGGUCAUCGCGGGUUUGGGUGCGGCGCUCUGCCAGAUCUACAUCUUCAAGCCGGUCACGGUCUCGGUGUCGUCGGUCUUCUUGCUCCUGCUCAUCUACUCCAUCGGCAACGCCUGGGCGGCCUUUCUACCCAAACGCUCCCUGGUGAAGGGAACCCGCUUCGAGCACCUAGGAGGUGUCAUCGACUUCAUCAAUCCGGGGCCAUUCAGGAUCAAGGAGCAUGUUGUCGCGACCCUCGUUGCUUCUACGGCGGCUGGAGGCGCGACGUCCGUUAACAACUUCGCGGUGCAGCGGCUCUACUAUGACACCAAUGUCGGCGCGCUAACCGCCAUCUUCGCAACCUUCUCCACGUUGUGCUUCGGCAUGGGCCUCGUCGGUAUCCUGCGACCUCUGACGGUGUACCCCUCCGAGAUGGUGUACUGGCAAAGCCUGCCACAAGUCACUGUCUUCCAAGCCCUCCACUUCAACCGGCACGACAACACGAAGCGCGUCCGGCUCUUCUGGAUCGGCUUCGCCGUUAUGUUUGCCUACGAGGUCAUCCCCGCCUACAUCUUCCCGCUGCUCAACUCCGUGUCUAUCUUCUGCCUGUCCUCGCAGCACGCGAGCACGGCGACGAGGAACAUAUUCACGAAUAUCUUCGGCGGAGGCAACGCGAAUGAGGGCCUUGGGUUGCUCAACUUCAGCUUCGACUGGCAAUACCUUGGAUCGCACUACAUGGCGCUGCCGCUCACGCAGCAAGUCAACGCCUGGAUUGGCUACGCGCUCUGCUAUAUCAUCAUCGCGGCCAUCUACUACUCGAAUGCGUGGGACUCCAAGAACUACAAGAUGCUGUCUACUUCGAUCUUCAAUUCCAACGGUACCGUGUACAACCAAGCCGCCGUCUUCGGCAGCAACGGCGUCCUCAACGAGACCGCGCUCGAGGAGUUUGGCCUCCCGGCGAUGACUGGUUCGAACGCGUGGUCUAACUUCGCUCAGAACCUCGGUAUCGGCGCCCUCAUCGCCCACGUUACCCUCUUUUGGAGCGGUGAUAUGGUCGACGCGAUUCGCUCGUUCCGCGCGGACAACAAGAAGCAAAAUGACGACCCGCACUUCAUCGCUAUGCAGAAGUACAAGGAGGCCCCGUGGUACUGGUACUUCGCGCUGCUGGUGCUCGCCUUCGUUGCCGGCUUGAUCGUCUGCAUCAAGGGAGAAACCUCGCUGCCUUGGUGGUCCUUUAUCGUCUCCCUCGCGGUCGGCGCCUUCAUCACACCGUUCUCUACGAUCCUGUACGGACGCAUGGGGACUGGCAUUGCGACGAACAAUCUCAUGAAGAUGAUUCCCGGCGCUCUCAACCCCGGGAAGCCAGUUGCUAACCUCUAUUUCUCCAUGUGGAGUCACGACGUCGUUGCUACGUCCAUCGGUCUCGCGGCUGACCUGAAGACCGGCCAGUACACGAAGGUCCCUCCGCGUGUUAUGUUCCUCACCCAGCUUUGGGGCUGCAUAUUGGGCGCCAUCGUCAACUAUGUCGUCAUGGUCAGCAUCGUCGACUCUCAGCGCGAGGUCCUACUCGACGCCUCGGGCACCAAUGUGUGGAGCGGACAGACUAUCCAGAGUCUGAACUCGCAAGCUGUCACCUGGUCGCUCGCGCAUCAGCUUUACAGCUCCUCGGGGCCGUACGUGAUCGUCCCGCUCGGUCUUGCAAUCGGGCUUUUCCCGCCCAUUGUUCAGUGGCUUUUGUCGAAGCGCUGGCCCGUCAUCAAGGGCGUCAAGGUCGAGUCCGUCAUCCUGCCCAUCAUCUUCAACUACGCGCAGACGAUGUCGAAGGGCAUCACGUCGUAUGUCUCGACGGGCAUCUGCAUUGGCCUCGUCUCGCAACUAUGGCUGCGCCAAUAUCACCCGGUAUGGUACCGCAAGUACAACUUCAUCCUCGGAGGCGCGUUCGACGGCGGUGCCCAAGUCAUGAUCUUUAUUCUAUCUUUCGCUGUAUUUGGUGCGAGCGGAACCGAGCGGCCGUUCCCUACUUGGGCCGGUAACCCAGCCAAGGGCAACAUUGACUACUGUAAUGGAAAUGGUGUAUUGUCUACGAAGAAGUAA
Messenger RNA from Schizophyllum commune H4-8, 2331 nucleotides. RefSeq names its product peptide transporter MTD1. Gene Ontology annotation, molecular function: oligopeptide transmembrane transporter activity. The transcript has 18 exons. Lineage: Eukaryota; Fungi; Basidiomycota; Agaricomycetes; Agaricales; Schizophyllaceae. Gene Ontology annotation, biological process: transmembrane transport. The record is from RefSeq and is a predicted model, not a curated record. Bases 1 to 2331 code for a protein of 776 amino acids.